AUGUGUAAGGAUUUGAUGAACCAAUCGCAGCAUUUGCAAAGGGUAGUUGAUCAUUUCACUACUGAACAAAUUGCAAAUAAUCGGUUGCAAUUGAAGGCCACAAUUUUUAUUGUGCGAUAUCUUGCCUUUCAAGCUAUAGCUUUUAGAGGUCGAGAUGAAAGUUUUAGUUCAUUAAAUCGUGGGAACUUCCAUGAAUCAUUGGGUAUUGUGACUUUUUGGAAUGAGAAGGUUGCUGAAAUAAUAGAAAAAGCUCCAAAAAAUGCAACCUACACAUCACCUAGGAUUCAAAAGGAAAUUCUACAUGUUUUCUCAGCCAAAGUGAAGAAGGCCAUUCGGGAAGAAAUUGGUGAUGCAAAGUUCUGCAUAAUGGUUGAUGAAGCUCGUGAUGAGUCCAUGAAAGAGCAAAUGGCUGUGGUGUUUAGAUAUGUUGAUGCAGAAGGCUUUGUGAAAGAACGCUUUUUUGGGCUUAUUCAUGUUGUUGACACUGCAGCUUUGACUCUAAAGAAUGGGAUAUAUUCUUUGUUAUCUCAAUAUUGCUUAGAUAUACAAAAUAUUCGAGGGCAAGGAUAUGAUGGAGCAAGCAACAUGCGAGGUAUGUGGAAUGGAUUACAAGCUUUGAUUUUGAAUGAUUGCCCAUAUGCUUACUAUAUCCAUUGUUUUGCACAUCGCUUACAAUUGGCAUUAGUAAAAGCAUCAAAACAAGUUGUUCCCAUUAGUCAUUUUUUUCUUACAUUGCUUUUUCUGAUCAAAAUUGUUAGUGCUUCUUGCAAGCGCAAUGAGCAAUUGAAAGUUGCCAAUGCUAAUGAAAUAGCACGUUUGAUUGAUCUUGAAGAGCUUGAGACUGGAAGUGGACUUAAUCAAAUUGGCACUUUACAACGACCUGGAGAAACACGUUGGAGUUCACAUUUUAGAUCAGUUUCUAGCUUAUUAAGGAUGUUUAGUUCAACUGUUGAAGUUUUACAAAAUAUAAUUGAUGGUGCAAUUGAUGGAGAAAAUCGGGCAGAAGGAGAGUCAGCUUAUGAAGGAUAUAGCUUCGACAUUUAG
Messenger RNA from Quercus lobata, 1044 nucleotides. Its product is annotated as zinc finger MYM-type protein 1-like. The record is from RefSeq and is a predicted model, not a curated record. Lineage: Eukaryota; Viridiplantae; Streptophyta; Magnoliopsida; Fagales; Fagaceae. Bases 1 to 1044 code for a protein of 347 amino acids. The transcript is spliced from 2 exons.